Messenger RNA from Penicillium brevicompactum, 1923 nucleotides. RefSeq names its product glycoside hydrolase family 3 protein. The coding region runs from base 1 to 1923 and encodes 640 amino acids. Gene Ontology annotation, molecular function: beta-glucosidase activity. The record is from RefSeq and is a predicted model, not a curated record. Lineage: Eukaryota; Fungi; Ascomycota; Eurotiomycetes; Eurotiales; Aspergillaceae. The transcript has a single exon. Gene Ontology annotation, biological process: glucan catabolic process.
AUGCGCAUCAUCCCCGGCACCAAGGGCCUCUAUAAACUUGCUCUCUGCUCGACGCUAUUGCCGCUUGGAGCAUUUUCAUCGACGGCGUCACCCCAGAGCUCGGUCUCUAACCACGCUACGAACCUGAGUGAGGCACUUCCUCCGUACCGGAAUGCAUCCUUGUGUGUUAAUGAGAGGGUCGAAGACCUCCUGAGUCGAAUGACUCUCGAGGAGAAAGCUGGGCAAAUGUUCCAGCUGCAAAUCUUCAUGGGUCCUAAUGGUACAUUUGACCCGGGCGACCCUUCUCGACGACGAGGCAGCACCGUUGACAGGGUUACCAAGAAGUUUAUGACCCAUUUCAACGUGGCCUUCGCCACUGAGGAAACGAAAGCCAACGCAGAGUUUGUCAAUCGUCUUCAGGAACUAGCAAUGGAGACGCGUCUUGGAAUUCCAGUCACGCUUUCAACCGACCCUCGCCACGCGUUUCAAGAGAAUGUGGCUGCUGGCUUCUCCGCCGGCACUUUUUCGCAGUGGCCGGAGCCCAUCGGACUCGCAGCCAUAAGAGAUGUGGACUUGGUUCGGAAAUUUGGGGAGAUUGCCCGUGAGGAGUACAUUGCUAUGGGUAUUCGAGUUGCGCUACACCCACAAGUUGACGUGACGACAGAGCCACGAUGGUCCCGUACCAACCACGGCUUUGGUGAGGAUGCCCAUUUAACUGCGGAGCUUGUAGAAGCUUACAUCCAGGGCUUCCAGGGCCGUGGCAACUUUGGAGCUCACUCGGUUAGCACUGUCACAAAGCAUUUUCCGGGCGGCGGUCCAGCAGAAAACGGGGAAGAUUCGCACUUCAGUUACGGAAAGAACUCAUCCUAUCCCGGUAACAACUUUAAGUAUCAUCUGAUCCCAUUCAAAGCCGCGAUUGCAGCGGGUACUCGACAGAUCAUGCCUUAUUACUCAAGACCUCAGGGUACUCAAUACGACUCCGUUGGAUGGGCCUUUCAACGACAAGUCGUUACUGAGCUUCUUCGGGAAGAACUAGGUUUUGAGGGUAUUGUACUCACUGACUGGAGCAUCAUUACUGGCUCGAGUGCCACCGGUGAGCUUAUACCCCCAAGGGCGUGGGGUGUCGAGGGCCUGACUGAACUUGAACGCGCUGCCUUGGUCCUCGAUGCAGGUUGUGAUCAGAUUGGAGGUGAAGAGCGCCCUGAUAUCAUCAUCGAGCUUGUUAGGCGUGGUAUUGUGCCAGAAAAGCGCAUUGAUCAGUCUGUCCGCCGUUUACUUCGAGAGAAGUUCCUCCUCGGCCUUUUUGAAAACCCCUUCCUCGAUGUUGACAUGUCGGAGAAAAUGGUCGGCAAUGCCUACUUCAAAAAAUUAGGCGAAGAGGCCCAGCGCCGAGCGUAUACUUUACUCACCAACAAAGGCUCGAUCUUACCACUUCAACCUGGCCCCGAGACCAAGUUUUUCAUUGAGGGUUUCAACGUUACAUAUAUGGAUAAGCGUCAUCUUACCGUUGUGGAGACACCUGAAGAAGCCGACUACGCUCUUCUCCGUCUUGAAGCUCCCUAUGAGCCGCGAAACGGCACGGUCGAGAGGAAUUUCCACGCCGGGUCCCUGGCGUACCCUCCAAGCGAGCAGAAGCGUCAGGCAGCGAUUUACGAAAGCGUCCCAACCAUUGUUGACAUGUUCCUUGACCGACCCGCCAUUAUACCUGAAGUCGUCGAAGGUACCUCGGCGCUUCUCGGCAGCUAUGGCAGCAGCCCCGAUGCGUUCCUAGAUAUUGUCUUUGGCAUUGCCUCACCCGGGGGCAAACUUCCGUUUGACCUACCCCGAUCGAUGGAGGCUGUGAAAGCGAGCAUGGAGGAUGUGCCGUUUGAUACUCGGGACCCGGUGUUCAAGUUUGGCCAUGGUCUGAGCUAUUCUACCGCCUGUUGCCCCAAACCUACAUAG